Messenger RNA from Zootoca vivipara (common lizard), 8801 nucleotides. NCBI's taxonomy places the organism in Eukaryota, Metazoa, Chordata, Lepidosauria, Squamata, Lacertidae. The record is from RefSeq and is a predicted model, not a curated record.
UGGGGGGUGGGCCAGGGAGAGGAAGGUUUUGGGGCUGCCCCCUAGAAGGGUGCUGUGGAUUAUCACAGCCCAGCAAGCCUGACAGGACGGUCGGGGCCCGUUAUUUCGUAUACAGUAUAUGUAAAAGGAUGGAAAUGGAGGGGUAUAGGAAGGGAGCUCUCUCAGCAAUCGGGGUGUGGUGUGUAUUCGUGUAUUUAUUUGAUUGCACUUAUUUAAUAAUAAUAAUAAUAAUAAUAAUAAUAAUAAUAAUAAUAAUAAUUUAUUUCUACCCCACCCAUCUGGCUGGGUUUCCCCAGCCCCACUGGGCAGCUUCCAACAAAAGAUUAAAAAUACAUUAGAAAUCAGUCAUUAAAAACUUCCCUAAACAGGGCUGUCUUCAGAUGUCUUCUAAAUGUCAUAUACUGUACGGUAGUUGUUUAUUUCCUUGACAUCUCAUGGGAGGGUGUUUCACAGGGCGGGCGCCACUACCGAGAAGGCCCUCUGCCUGGUUCUCUGUAAACUCGCUUCUCGCAGGGAUGGAACCGCCAGAAGGCCCUCGGAGUUGGACCUCAGUGUCCGGGAUGGACUAUGGGGGUGGGGAUGCUCCUUCAGGUAUACUGGGCUAUAUUUCCCACCUUUAUCUCCAAGGACCUCAUGGGGGGCAUAUAAUAAUAAUAACAACAACAACAACAACAACAACAACAAUAAUAACAAUAAUAAUUUAUUAUUAUAUUUUCCAACAGAAAAAUGAAAUAAAAUAAUCUAAGGUAAAGGAAAGGGACCCCUGACCAUUAGGUCCAGUCGUGACCGACUCUGGGGUUGCGCGCUCAUCUCGCAUUAUUGGCCGAGGGAGCCGGCGUACAGCUUCCAGGUCAUGUGGCCAGCAUGACAAAGCCGCUUCUGGCAAACCAGAGCAGCACAUGGAAACGCCGUUUACCUUCCCGCUGUAGCGGUUCCUAUUUAUCUCCUUGCACUUUGACGUGCUUUCGAACUGCUAGGUUGGCAGGAGCUGGGACCGAGCAACGGGAGCUCACCCCGUCACAGGGAUUCGACCCCCCGACCUUCUUAUCAGCAAGCCCUAGGCUCAGUGGUUUAACCCACAGCACCACCUGGGUCCCUAAAAUAAUCUAUUAAACAUUAAAAGCCUCCCUAAACAGGGCUGCCUAUAUAAGGUUCUCAUUCCCCUCUCCUCAUGUAACCCUCUCAACAGCCCUAUGGGGUAGGCUAGGGUGAGAGGCACUGACCAGCCCCCAAGGCAUGGGCAUAGCCAAGGGUGGGACAGGGGCGCAUCAAUAAAAAUACGUAACAAAACAAAAAUCCUGGCUACUCCCAUGCCCCAAGGUCACACGGAGUGAGCUUCAUAUAUCACUCUGAUCUCCCAGGUCCCAAUCCAACACUCUGCUUUUUAACUUGUUCCUGAAUGGUUUGGAGUUAGGGGUGAGCACUGUUCUUGUUAUUGUUCCCCCCCCCCAUUUGUUCUUCUGCUCCUCCUCACGCUACAGCUUGUCUCCACUGUUAAAACCCGGAUCCUUUUGUUGUUGUUGCUGCUGCUGGUAGCCAGAGAUUGGUUUUUAAACCUUUUCUGUGCCGUUUUUUUCUGGCGCUUUGGCAGACGCUGAUUGGGUGUAACAGCGUUCAUUUUUUAACCCGUUCUGUGCUGGGUUUUUUGGCGCUUUGGCAGACUAUGUCAGUGCUGCGUGUUAGUUUCAGCGAAGGUAUUAUUCGUCAUUUAUUUCUGUUCUCCAAAAAAAGCGCAGCAGCUUUGGGGCAUCCCCCCCCAAAAAAAGCAAAGCAACUUUUGCACCCCCCAAAAAAACCUCCAAAACUUUGGUCAGCAGCUCCCCCCAAAAAGCUCAACAACUCUGGGCACUUUGUGAUAAAUAAGGGUUUUUUGGUUUGGUUAGGUUAAAUAAUUAGUUUCUGAUUUAUUAAAUACAGUUAUAUAUUACAAUUAUACAUUUUGUUAUUUAAACUAUAAAUAUUGCAAAAUUAUGGUUUUUUUCUUGAAGUGACACACCACCCGAGUUAUGCUCGGUUUUUUUUGGCGAAUUUUGACACACCAAGCUCAAAAGGUUGCCCAUCACUGGUUUAGGGUUGUUGAUACAAGAGUUUAUGAAGACGUCCGAAAGGACCUCUCUAGUCUUGGGUGAACAGUGGCAAGAAGCCACAUGCAGUUCAAAUGUAAAGCAUAGCUGCCAAGUUUUCCCUUUUCUCGCGAGGAAGCCUAUUCAGCAUAAGGGAAAAUCCCUUAAAAUAAGGGAUAACUUGGCAGCUAUGAUGUAAAGUCACACACAUUGAGGCGGGGCGAUUCUUAAUUUCACAUACACACUCAUGAGGUCUAAAUGGGCGGUGAAUGACCAGCAAGCAGAUCCUGGGUUGUAGUGGAUUGCUCAAUGAAUAUGCCGAUCCAAGAAAUGGCUGUUGUGAAUUCCACACUAACAGUCAUUAUGAAAGAGAGAUAAAAUAAAACUGCCAGUAUUGUAAUGCCUUUGUACAAAUCUAUAACAUGCAUAUAUGUAUUUGGUUUAUUAUACAGUAUACAGCUUCAGUCCCACCAUCUCUAAAAGGAUAUAUUAGAGCUGGACAAAAUGCUGAAGAGGGCAUUUUGCACUGAACUGCAACUCAAAACCCACUUAUUUAUCGCAAAGUGCCAACAUGGCAAUUCAACCUGUAUAUCUCAUUUUUUCUGUGUGUUUCACGUUUCUUCCUUAUGAUUGCUGUUGUAAUAAAUAAUCCUUCAUAAAAGUUAUUGCAUUACAUUCUUCAUUAAAUUAUCUUUCCAUUGAUAUAUAAUUUUAUGGUAUAACUCAGUGUUUUUUUUCUUAAAAAUGCUUAGGGGUACUCUCAUUUUGGCUCAAGAAAAUCACCACCAGGGAAAAAUAAAUACAGUUCAAAUCGGGGGAAAUAAAUACAGUGAAUUUCUUCUCCCGUUAAAUUCACAAAAUGUUUAGGGGCAUGCAUCCUCCUGCGUCCCCACAGGAAGAAAGCACUUGUAUUACUCCAAAACAAAGUGGUGUUAUGAGCCAUCAAACCUCAGAAAUACAUUUUUUUCCAGAAGGUUCCACAAAUUUGGCCACUAGCGUACACUGGAGAGCUGUACUAAGAUACACCCUCCUAAUUUUUAAUAUGCGAUCAUAAUGAUUGCGUGUGCACAUACAAAUAUAAAUAAAUAAAUAAACCCAGCUAGGUGGGCAGGGUAUAAAUAUUAUUAUUAUUAUUAUUAUUAUUAUUAUUAUUAUUAUUAUUAUUAUUUGCUGUUUCUUUGGCUGCCAUUUGAUCCCCACCUCCACGGAAUGAAUUUCUCUUAUUGGCUUCCACAGGAAAGCCCAGGAAACAUGUAAACGCAGCAGCCCUUUCUUAGGUUGCUGUCUUCAUAUGUUUACUGACCUGGGAGUUAAGCCCUGCUGAACUCAAGGCGGCUUCCUCCCGAGUAGGAAAAACAGAUUGACGGGAGGCCCUGGCGCAUCAGAAGUCGAUGCCUGCUCAGCCCCUCUCUCGCUUGCCAGGCCCUGGUGCCGCAGGCUUUGGGCGGCGCAAGCCCUCCUCUCCUCCUCCCCCAUCCCCCGGCACGAAAGCUAUGGCCCUUCUGGGGCGACGGCGCGCCUGCCCAUAGAGAGGGUCUUGAGUGCCCUCUCUGGCACGCGUGCCAUAGCUUCGCCACCACUGAUCUAGAUGAACCAGAAGUCUUGUCUCAAAUAGAGAAAAGCUCAACUGGAAUGAUAAAGAGCCAUGCAAGAUCAAACAUAGGUCCUCCUUCAUUUCAGUAAGGCAGCCUUCACCAAACCUGCUCCCCGAUGUUUUGGGCUUCAUCUCCUGACUCUGAUGAGAGUUGGAGUCCAGAACAUUUGGCGAGCCCCAGGUUGGGGAAGACUGCAUGAAAGCUUGCAAACUAGGACGUUGUAGUGUUUGGUGCCUCGUUGGCCAGGUAAAUGUGUCUCCUGCCCAGCUGUCCUUAGGGACACCCCAAAAUCCACCUCCUCAUGCUCAGGCGGAUUUCCUGUAUGCUUGCAGGAGAGGCAGAGAACAGCUAGAGCUGCAGGGCUGGUCCUGUAACCUUCUUCCUGUGAACCCGGGGAUGGAGGAAGGCAGCCAUUUGUGUCUGAAUAGUGUGAAAAAAGGGCUCUUUAAAAUGUUUGCCUUAGUAUUCUCCAUUCUAUUAUUGUGGGUACACUUUUGUUUUUACAAUUCCUUGCAAUUAUAAUUCUUCCCGCCACUGAAGUUACACUUCAACAUUUUCUUUAAUUCCUCAUAUAUGCUGUUCCACAGUUCACUGACCUCUUUGCAGGUCCACCACAUAUGCAUGUACAAAUCGUACUCUCUCUCUCUUUUUUAUUUACUAAUUACUAAUGGUAGAAUACAUGCAGCUAGCAAAAAUGACAGGCAAAAUGAGAGGGCGGAUGAAACAAAAUGUCUACAGGGAUUGGGAAGUAUUUGAAGAAUAUCUAAAAAAUAACAAUGUAAUAAGAACUCCAGUGGCAAAACUAGACUGAGCUUGGUAAAUUAUUAACUGAUACUACAAAUAUGACAGAGAAUAUGAAUAGAAUAAGGAAAAAUGUAACUUAGAUUAAAAAAACUGUGCGGAAUUACUCAUUUAACUGAAAACGAUGCAGCAAGUAUAAUUGGAGGUCAACGGAAAGUGAAAAUAGUGUAAAAAUAGUAGAAACUGAAAUGAAUUGUAUGCGUUGGUAUUUGUAUUAGUGUUUGUGUUUGUGUAUUUAUGUUUGCUCCUUUUUUGAAAAUUUUCGUUUUAAUCAAUAAAAAAUAGAUCUUAAAAAAUAAAAAUAAUAAAAAUAAUAAUAAAAUGUUUGCCUUAGUGAGGAGAGGGCAUUUGGACUCUGCUUCUGAUACCAAAAUGGCUUGGGCUGCAAUGCUAGGCUUUUCCUGUUCUCAUGGGUAACUCGUUUAAUUGCAUGGUCUAUUCUUCUCCAAGAUAAUCAUAACAAUAAUAAAUUUUAUUUAUACCCCGCCCUCCCCAGCCAAACAUAUAAAACAAUUGAUUAAGAUAGAACUUAAAAACAAGAUUAAAUACAACAUUAAAAUUAAAAUGCAGCCUCAUACAGAAAGGGAAAGUGAGGGAGGGGAUCAAGUUGGGUCCAGGCCAAAGGCCAGGCGGAACAACUCUGUCUUACAGGCCCUGUGGAAAGCAAUCAGGUCCCACAGGGCCCUGGUCUCAUGAGACAGAGAGUUCCACCAGGUCGGAGCCAGUGUUGAAAAGGCCCUGGUUCUAGUUGAGGCUAAACUGACUUCCUUCGGGCCCGGGACCUCUAAGGUGUUACUAUUUAUAGACCUUAAGGUCCUCCGUGGGACAUACCGGGAGAGGGGGUCCCGUAAGUUCGAGGUUCCUAGGCCGUGAAGGGCUAAUAUUAAUUUAUGCUUCCUUGUUGCUUUAGCUCCUAAGGACCCAAGGUAGCCAAGCUCAUCCAUGGUGAGGGGUAGGGCUGGGCGAUAUAUUGAUAUCUCAUCCAAAACUGGUUUGAAGUCCAUAUCAUGAGAAUGUUUUUAAAACAUUUGACCUGGGAAUAUCAUGAUGCGUGUGUGUGCGCUAAGCAUAAAUCACGAUGCAGGAAAAACCGCAAAGCCAGCCACUGCCUCUACAUAGCUCCAUCCUUAUUUCAGACCUUGUGAUAUAUCAGUAUAUCACAAUGUUUGGCUGAUGGAAUUAUCACAGUGUUGCAAACCAGAGAUCGCCCAGCCCUUCUGUUCACAUCUGCAUAGUUCCAUCCUUAUUGCAGGCAUUGUGAUGUUUCUUGAUGUUUAGCUGAUUGUAAGGGGGAGGGAUUACAGAGAACCCCCCCCCCUUCAUCAGAAGCAGCCCGUCUCCAAGCAGCCAUGAGAGCGAGGGGUCUGAAGAGGUGAGUCAGGAAGCGGAGAAUGAGUGCCAGGGCUCUGGCAGGACUAGAGAGCCCCUGUUCCAUAGGCAAGAAGAGAGAGAGGCGGAAUGAGUGGACAGGAGUAGGGCAGACAGAAGACCAGUACCUCCGACGCCGGAACUGCGAAAGAGAAGGAAAGGGAGGCGCUUCUCAGUUCCGAGGCUUUUAUGCUGGUCGAAAACGCAAAAGAGUUUAGUGCAGGAAUCUGACUCAAGUGGGUAGACAUGAUAUGAGCAAUCCGUUACACUGUAAAUAAUGUGCACCAAUAAAAAUGUCUGAAAGACAAGCAUGUGGACGGUCGUUACUCAAGAGUAGUCGCAACAAACCCUGACACCGCAAUGUUGAAAGCCAGGUAUCGCCCAGCUGUACAUAGCUGCCAAGUUAUCCCUUUUUUUAAGGGAUUUUUCCUUAUGCUGAAUAGGCUUCCUCGUGAGAAAAGGGAAAACUUGGCAGCUUUGCAGCUGUAGUGCGGGGCUCUCCUUUUUACGGGAGCCCAAUGUUAAUAGCCACCUCUAGCGCAGAUCUCUGAGUGGCAGAUGCAUGGUGUGCCUGGGAAGUGCCGCUUGGCAUUGCUCCAAGCCUUGGGGCUGUUUGGGCCUCUCUUUUUAAUCCAUUAGCGUUAACUGCUGAUUCACGUAGUCGCCUCCACUGCAUUAAUGGUGUAUCGAAUUAGUGCUGAAUGAAUCAUUAUGGGGGAGAUUAGGAGUUGUAAUUAGUGUUAAAAGAGGAGUUUGUGGCCGCCCUGGACUGAUCUGGAAAUUAGCAGUCCUCAAGAAUGUGGGAGCUCUGAGUUGCAAACAGCCCCAUUGCUGGCAUUCGUCAGACAGUGAAUAGCCCUUUAGGAAGCUGGUUGACCCUUUGCACAGUGUCUAUCCAGAGCCCGAUAUUACCGUGCUUUAGAUAAUAUGGUGGAAGCCAAGUUAAGGGGCAGGGGUGGUGUUGGCUGAGCUAUUUUGAAGCCCUUUGUCUCUUCGAGGCAUCCAGUGACCCAGUUCCCACAUAAUGCUAAGCCGUGGUUUGUUUUAAUUGGGGUUUGUUCAACAAAUUACAAGUUGACGAUGAAGCAGAGGGAGAAGAGGAAGGUAGUGCUGGGCAAACCGUGAACAGUGUGGGUCUGGGUCUCUUGAGGGUACCGGUGUGUGGCUCGUAACCAGUGCUAUUUUCCUAGAAAAAGAGGUGCCAGAACCCGCCAUGAACACCUCCCUAGUUCUCUUAUACAGUGGUACCUUGGUUGUUGAACUUAAUCCGUGACUCCCGGAACCGUUUGAAAACCAAAACGCAGCUUCUGAUUGGCCGCAGGAGCUUCCUGCACUCAAUCAGAAGCCGCGUUGGAUGUUCAGCUAACAUUCGCUAACCGGAAAACAUUCGCUAACCGGAACACUUAUUUCCAGGUUUGCGGCAUUUGGGAGCCAAUUUGUUCGGGAGCCAAGCCGUUCAACAACCAAGGUACCACUGUAAUGGCAAGGGACUCAUCUGAGAGGUGCCGGAAGUGAGUUCCAGCAAGAUCUGGCUGAAAAAAAAAAGCCCUGCUCGUAACAAUCCCACCCCAUAUGUGUUUUGAGUUAGGUGGGAAUACCGUACUUUCCUACUAAAUGUGCUGAGGGCUGUGGUCUCAGAACCAGUUCCAGCCACUAAGUUGUGCAGGAUGCAUUGCGUGGAUCUGUACGGUUCUUGCCAUGCUGACUGUUUCAGAAGAAGCCCACAUCCGCUGCGACCUCCUUCAGUCCAGUUUUGGACAGCUCAGUGAUGGCAAAACAUGGCUCAGGUUGCAAAGUGAGGUGCGAGGUGAAGCCAAUUGAGAAUGUUGCUGGACUCAGCAUGUAUCAUCAUGCCAAGUGGCUGUGUGACCCAGGCUGAGAGUCUUUGGUUCCUCCUUGAGCGAUGGAGCUCUCUGGCCCUUCAGCUACACCCAUACAGCACCCCCCCCCCUUGAAUAGUUGUGUUUUACUAGACUGUAGAUGAGUUGUCUGCUCAUCAUCCUGUUUCUUUCUCCUCCUUCUCCCAAUCCCUCCUCCGGCAACCCUGCACAGCUUUUCCUGGACGAUGCCAAAGUCAAGAACUUCAUCACCUGUUUCAAAGUUGCACAGCCCAGGAGGAAGAUGCCAGAUUCAGCGCUUGCCUCGACCUUCCUCGACCUGGCGCCCUCCAGAGGCUCUGGACUCCAACUCCCAUCAGCCCCAGCCAGUAUGGCCAGUGAUCAGGGAAGACAAGCAGUUCCUGGUCUUCUUCUUCAAGCGGCUCAAGCUGAACCAGAGCGGGCGCUACGAAGCCGCCUUCCCCUACCUCUCGCCCUGCGGCCGCGAGCAGAACUUUGUCCGAUGCGACGACCGGCCGAUCGUCUUCACCCACCUCCUGCAGGGAGCGUCGGGCGAGGAGCUGUUGUCUUACUGUGGCGGAGCGGACAAGCUGGCAGUGCCCUUCCAGCCCGAGAAGCUGCUCAUGCUGCCCGAGAAUGGGCGCCUCUACCACCCGGGCCCAGAGAAAGCUGGCGGCGUUGGGCUGGUGAAAUCGGCCCUGGCCUUUGAGCUGAGCCCUUGCUUUGACUAUGAGCAAGGGCCCAGCCAGGCGCCCACACAUUUUCGCUGGCGUGACAGGCGCCAUGCCCUCACGAAUGAACUGCUUCCGUUUAUCCGAGACAAAAAGGAUGAGGGAACCUAGAACCGGCACUUGGAGGUGUUGGGUUUGCCAGCCUGUGAACUGCGUAGCCUUCCUGUUAUGUGGGAUGGCGAGGAGAGGCCAGUUCCCAUCAUUCCAUGUGCCUUGUUGAUCCAGGAAGCCAAUCUGAUGAAGAAUGGGAAAUGGGACACUGAUCCAAGGCCAGCUGCCAUCUUGGGAAGGGUUCUAGACAGAGUCUCUUGGAAUAAAAUGGUUCUGUCUCUUAUCCUCUAGGCCUGGUAUAUGUUUCAUUUGUUCCACUGUCAAAUGGCAUUUGUUCCACUGUCAAAUUAUUCC